Molecule: messenger RNA, 1194 nt
Organism: Debaryomyces fabryi
Lineage: Eukaryota; Fungi; Ascomycota; Pichiomycetes; Serinales; Debaryomycetaceae
Exons: 1
Coding region: 1-1194 (397 amino acids)
Cellular component (GO): Ino80 complex
Source: RefSeq, a predicted model, not a curated record
AUGCCUCCUGUAAUACAUGACAGUGAUGAUGAAGAAAGAUAUUCUGAGGCAGAUUCAUCGGCAAUAGCAUUAAACCAGGACGAAGAAGCUGGUGAGCAAUAUAAUAAUCUUAACUAUGCCAAAGAUCAGGACUCAGACUUAUCAUCAGUGUUGAGCGAUGACAACGACGGCGAUGACAAACAGGCUGGCGAUGAAGAAAAUGAGGAAGACGAAGACGAGGAUGAAGACGAAGCUGAAGAACAAGAAUCAAGUGAUGUAGAAGAAGCUGCAGACGAGAAAGCACCAGCAGAUGAUGAAGGUGAAGAAGAAGACGAAGAAGACGAAGGCGAUUUGGAAGACCUAGAUGAAGAAGAUGACGAAGAAGAGGAAGAAGAAGAAGAAGAAGAAGAGGAGGAAAUACCAAGCAUUAGUGAUGAAGAAGAUAAUUACAAAUUGGAGGAUCUCGAUGAGAUUGACGAUGACUUAGAAUUGAGGGAAGAAGAAGAAGAGGAAAUACCUAAGCUGGUAUCCCCAGCAAAGGUUGGCUCCAGAACAUCAAGCAGAUUAAAGCAAGAUGUAGUUCCAGCAACAACAAGAGAAACCAGGAAACGUCAAUUGACACUUUACGAUGAAGAAGAAGAAGAAGACGACUACGAAGAUGACUACGAAGAUGCGCCUAAAAGGCAGAAACCAACCAGAAAAUCCCGCCGUGGACCUGAGCCCGAAGUACAACCUCAAGAUCUUGACGAGGAUUUGAUACUAACUGAUGAAGAAGUCGAGUACAAUCCUCGUGCCAACCCAGACCUAUCCAAAAUGACAGAAAGACAAAGAUCCAGAUACAUGGAAGAAGAAGUCGACAAGAAAAAGGAGUUCCUUGAGUUGGACGAUAACAUGACUAAUACAAAGAAGGCCAGACCUAAGAAGACGGAAACAGAACAACAGAUCGCGCUUAAAAAGGCCGAGAGCGCCCGAAGAAGACAGGAUUACAAGAUGAAGGUUCUAGAAGAAGAAAAAAGGGACACAUUGAACAAGUUAUUGAAGAGAAGAGCUAACAAAACUAGAGAAACAGCUGAUAAAGAAGGUAGUGCAGAUGUAUUAAAACUGGCAUUAAAGCCUAGACGACCAACUUUGGAACAUCCAGCCUUCUUCAGGUGGGUUUCUAACACUACCACCCUUGAUGGGAACUCUGUCUUACGUUUCCCAGCCCCUAAUUAG